Molecule: messenger RNA, 1836 nt
Organism: Oncorhynchus tshawytscha (Chinook salmon)
Lineage: Eukaryota; Metazoa; Chordata; Actinopteri; Salmoniformes; Salmonidae
Product: zinc finger protein 34
Exons: 2
Coding region: 142-1467 (441 amino acids)
Biological process (GO): regulation of transcription by RNA polymerase II
Molecular function (GO): RNA polymerase II cis-regulatory region sequence-specific DNA binding; DNA-binding transcription factor activity
Source: RefSeq, a predicted model, not a curated record
GAAGUUUUUUUUCCCCUUCCAUAAACGUUGCUGUUUGCUAGCUUCGAGAAGCUGUACAAUAGAAGAAACGAUUAUGUUAUAAACAUUUGCAUAUCUGCAUAUUUGUUUCUGUGUAACAACAGUGAUUUUAUUUGAUGAGCAAUGUCUAACACCGUUUCUUUUAGUACACAAAUAGGUGCAAUCAUGGAUGUGCUAGCAAAGGCAGCUGUUGCAGAAAUAACCAAAUUUGUAGACGAGGGUACUGUCGUUCUACGGCUGGAAAUGUGUCGGAAAGAAAAUGAGAUAGAAGGCCUUAAAAAUAGUUUACAGCUGAUGGAAAGAGAACUGAGGAAAGCUCAAAGGGAAGCAGCAGCACGAGGGACAAAUGACAGGCAACAUGCUGAAGGAAUUCAGCUUGGGAGUGGGACCUCACAAAAAGGUAAUGAAGAGGACCAGAAAUCCAAAGCCACGCCUGUAGAGGACCCGGAGAAGUUCAAUGAGCUGCAGAGCUCCGGACACCUUGUGGAGGCGAGGGGUGGACUGGAGUUGCUGGUGAAAGCAGAGCAGGUGGAAAAACAUGUAGCCCAGGGAACUGUACAGGACCCAGGAAUCACAGGCAGUUUGGACUUUAGAAUGGAUGAGAGAGAUAGUCAGCUGUGGUUCUCUGUUACACAAGGACUAAGUGGGAAUGAUUCCACUCACCCAGAUGGGUCUUACACUACAGAGAGAUGCUUACAGAUGUUUUCCUCUCAGGCAGAUCAAUAUCCCGUUCCCAUCCCAUCCCAUCCUGCUUCCUGCAACUCUUUGUCUUCUGCAGAGAAACCACUUAAUGACAUUUUCAGCACUGUCCCAGUGAAAGUGGAGCCCGAGUGGCAUCCUCUUUAUCAUGGCGAUGCCAUGUCUGAGUCCUUUCAAGCUGACCAGGGGCAGUACAGAGAUACUCUGCACCCUGUUGUGAUGGAGGGCUUGAUGCUUCAGCCUAGACUGCAGCAGCCAGGACCUUCUUCACAAGGGCUCAUGAGAGCAACUGAGAACACAUCUGAGUCAAACUCACACAGCAAUGAGCAUAUUCUUAAUAAGAACAGAUUGAAAACAAAAAGAAUGGUCAACGUUUGGAGAGCUGUACCAAACCAAAAAGUGUUCAUAUGCUCAUUGUGUGGAAAGAGCUUCCACCGCCACUGUCAACUUGAAGCACACCAGCACUCUCAUGCUGGAGUCAAACCAUAUAGAUGUCUUGAGUGUGGGAAAAGUUUUACGCAGAAAACCAGACUUAAGUCCCAUCAGAGUGUUCACACAGGUGAGAGACCUUUCAGUUGCAGACUCUGUGGCAAGAUGUUUGCAAGGCAGGACAACUGCCAAAGACAUGAGCGAUUUCACAGUGGACAAAAGCCAUUUAGUUGUGUGCAGUGUGGUAAAAGUUUCACGGUUCUCGGUAACCUCAAAAUACAUCAAAAACAUCAAUGUAAAUUUGCUAAUGUAAGAAUGUAAGAACAUGUUGUUCAGUGUUUUCCUCGGCGUUGUACAGUUAAGCCUAACUGUGUCUUCUUGAAAAACAUGUUUAACAAUUAUUUCACCCAAUCGUUUCACCCUACUACUAACAACUCAAGUAAGAACUUCCAAUUGUUUUUUUUUUUUCAUCUUGAUGUUUAUUUAGGAAAUUACAGAGCUCAAAAAAGGGAUGCCAUAUUAGAAUGGCAAUUUGCCUGGAAUUUUUACUAAUUUCAACAAUAUCACAUAAAUCACUUGAUAUGCUUCAAGGGCUUUAUAGUAAGCAUUGUUAAAUGGGGAUGUCAAAUUUGAACAAAUAAUUGUCAUUUUGUGUGUCAUACCAUGAAUAUUAAAUUACAUUGAAUUGAA